Paramacrobiotus metropolitanus is the source of this 1054-nucleotide messenger RNA. RefSeq lists its product as uncharacterized. Bases 86 to 1054 code for a protein of 322 amino acids. The record is from RefSeq and is a predicted model, not a curated record. The transcript is spliced from 2 exons. NCBI's taxonomy places the organism in Eukaryota, Metazoa, Tardigrada, Eutardigrada, Parachela, Macrobiotidae.
GCGUAGUGGCUAAAGGAGAGGCAUCUUUUCGAACAGUCUGAAAUUAUCUAAUAACUUAAUUCAAGUUUAUCUUGCAGCGGAAGUAAUGCACUUUCGCGGUACUUCGUAUUCUAUAGAAGUAGAGAAUGUUCUAUUCUGCUUAAUUUUGUUGCUUCCCGUCGCAGCAGCACUAGUGGACGAUGUUACCGACGCAAACGUCGACUUCCGGACGUCGAAGCAUUUCCUUCGAAUUUAUGCAAAGGCGGUACAUGUGUUGGCGUAUAAAACGUUGAAACCACUGGCCGAUGCUCCAGUACCUUCAGAAGGGCGGCAGACUAUUCGGUUACUGCCCAACACCAGACGCCAUCUCCAAUGUUUUUACAAUAUUCUCAAGCCGCUCCUCACGGCGACCGAAGAAUUGCGGCUUCGGCAGGAGGCUACGAUUAUAAAUAAAACUUUACAACUACAAUCGUUGGAAGAAGAGUUCGUAGAAAUGGAAAACUACAUCAGCUAUAGUACUAAUCGAGUGGAUGCAACGCUCGAGAAGGAAGACGCCGGUAGUUACCGUAAACGAAACAAAACCAACGGAAUUCGAGAAAAUGCGCAGUUUAUAGAAAAUUUACAAAUUCCUAUACGUCAAAAGAUGCAAGAUCUGCGAAUCGAAAUGGCGGCGCUUAGUGCAAGUAAUAUACAAGUCAAAGGAAUUAUCCUGCAUUUAUCCAGUCUCUUCAGCGUGACAACGACACUGGAUAACAUUAUGCAGAACACGGUCGACAUAGCAGAAUUGUUAGCACCGUUGCACCAGAUUGCCGAUCUGGUUGCAUCGUUUGCUAGACACCAUAUCGGGUCACUUCCUGCAGUAUACGCACGAAGUAUCACAAAGAGCAUGAAAGUCCUGGAUCACAAACUACCGCAUUAUCCGCUACUGGAUUUGGAAUAUCGAAGGUUGAUUCCGUGCCGCGCGCACAGGCAUAGCAAAACACAACGUUCCAAACUGCGAAAUACGAGUAUACUACCGGCGAUCAAUGUGAACGUUACUAAUUUUACUUCUCGUACUGCACCGGAUCAGCAAUAA